AACAAAUCUUUUAUCAGCCGGGCGGCUUUUUGGAUAUCCUGGGUUUGCGGUGGUGGCGGCAGGGGUGGAAAACUUCACAUGUAGGCUAGUUUAGACAGUUCCUAUCCAUCUGCGACAAUCUCGAUAAAUGUAUCUAACUCCUGCAGUUUUCACUAACAUCUACAGAAAGCCCGUUUUCUUCCUCUAGUCUCCGCUUGCCCCGACAACAUGGAGUCCAAAUAUCUUUUCGAGAAGUCGUCGGUUGGGACAAGCGUCGGCGUGGCGGAUUUCAACUACCGGGCAGGCCGCUCCGGUCUGCUCGACGCCCGCUUCGUCCCGGUGUACGGGCAGGGGCCCGUCCUUUACAAAUUUGUGACGGACGGCGGCUCGACUACAGAGGUGAAAAACGAGCGCACUUCGUCCAAGGGGAACGGUCAAGCUUUGCAGGACGUGGAAAAAGCUGGACUUAGGGACCAAAAAGACACUGGUUCCACUGGGAUCCUGAAGAGGACCAGUCCCACUCGCUGUCUUGGCUUGAACAGGUCGUUGCCAGGCAGCUUCAUGAAUCUGGACAUCAGAAACCCAGGGAAACAGGCAGAGUUGGCUGGCAACUUUGGGGCAGCACAGGGCCAGACUGUACCACAGGCAGAGAGACAGGUCCUCUCCUCCUCCCACAUCCCUGUCCCCAGAAACAGGAAUCCUUCAGGUCAUGCCGACAAGGAAGUGAUGGCUGCCACUGUUUUGACCUCACUGUCCACAUCCCCGUUGGUGCUCAACCCUUCUCCUGCACCCACAGUUCCAGAACCAGCCAGCAAAACCUGGAAAGAGGUGCUGUCUGCCAGUUACAGCAGUUCGACCAGUGGCAACUGGAGCUGGGAUGCCAGUGACCAGUCGGUGCCCUCCACACCGUCCCCUCCACUUUCCAACGAUGCCAACAAGAACUUCCUGCUCUCGUCCCACAGUGAUGAUGUCAGUGAGGAUGUCACAGAGGGCACACACUUCAUGUUUGAGGACCCCAUACCCCGGAAGCGGAAGAACUCCAUGAAGGUGAUGUUCAAAUGCUUGUGGAAGAACUGUGAAAAGGUCCUCAGCACGUCCUCAGGGAUCCAGCGACAUAUCCGCACCGUCCACCUGGGGCGGAACACAGAAUCCGACUACAGCGAUGGAGAGGAGGAUUUUUACUACUCAGAGAUCGAAGUCAACGUGGACAGCCUAACGGAGGGCCUGUCGAGCCUCACGCCUACCUCCCCCACGACGGCCGGUCCCCCGCCCAUUUUCCCUCCGCUGCUGAGCGAAGUCUCCUGCUCCGAGCAUACCGCCGUGAACGGUUGCCAGAGCCACACUUCCUCACUGCUCAGUCAGUCGGCUCCAUCCACACUCUGUCACAUCCGCACUGACCACGCCUACCAGGCCACCGCUCCAGUGAGUAUCCCAGUGGGGCCUGAGCUGGCUGGGAUAAGCAAUGGUAAUGGGAUCGGGCCUGGAACUGGAACUGGGAAUGGCAUCAGUGUGUCUUGGCAGUCCCCUCCUGUCAUUUUUAAAGGCGUCCCGGGCCCUGUGUCUCAUGUUCGCACUGUCAGCAUCGGGGAAAAACGGCAGCCAGCAGCUGGCACACACACCACGGCUAACAAGAACCAUGCUGUAAUAACAUCGGUCCCUAAACCAGCACCAGGAGCCAGGAAACCCCGCGGGGAUGCUAAGAAGUGCCGAAAGGUGUACGGCAUGGAGAAAAGAGACAUGUGGUGCACAGCCUGUCGUUGGAAAAAAGCCUGUCAGAGAUUCACCGACUAAUCCGACCCGCCUUCCCUUGGUCUGUGAGACGAGCUCCUCGGAGCGACAGCGAAGUGGAACUCCUCCUCCGAGGAAAACAAGGGCAAAGUUCUCUGCUUCUUCUGGGCCAGCAGGUGGAAGGGAGGAGGGGUGGUGGCUUUAUUUCUUUUUUGUUGUUAUUUCCAAACACAAUGAGGGUAUCAGAACUGGUGUAUAGAGACGAAAAGGAAGAAAACUAUUCAGGUCUGGAGACUUUUUUUCUAAGACUGAGACAUUUUCAUCUACAUAAAAAAAAGAUAACGUCUGAUUCUUUUAUUUUUCUUGCUUGCGAUCAAGGCAGCGAUUGAAGACUACAGAUCAGCAUUUUGAUAUAAUCUCUUGUUCUUCAUUGUAAGAGCAUCAUGUAAGCUACUUUUUGUGUGGUGAGUCGAGACGCUUUGUGGGGCUUCAACGGUUAAAAUCAGAUGUGCUCGGGAAACAAAACCUCACAUUGUGUCUGUUUGAGGGACUUUACAACAUUUACCAAAUAGAAAAAAAAAACGUUUUGGUGUACUCUGACACCAGCGUGUCCUUCAGUCUAACUGGAUUUAGACUGUAACACAUUUUUAUCAGAAACGCCUGCCAGAGUUGCUUCAGAUCCACAAAACUGCACUAAACCAGUCAGAACAAGUGGUACAAAGAGUUUUUCUUGGAUGUUCCAAAAAUAUUUUCAAGAGAUGUACAGUUUAUAAAAUAUAUGAAUGUCCCAAUAACAUCAUCCUUAUUCUUAUUAUUAAAGGCUUUCCCCCUACAGAUAAGCAUCAUUGUACUCCAAGGAAGCAGUGAGAGUGGAGAUAAUAGUUUAUACUCAGCAACAAGUUGCUGUACAGACUUGCUUUGUGCAAUCAGAGGAAUGACAACAUUCCAUAUUGUCUUUUUUCCUUUGGAGGCUGUCGUCGGGUUAUGAGCCGAAGCAGAAGAGUUCCGAUUUCUUUUCCCCGAUUGUUUACUACAAUACGUGAAUUGAAACGGACCUUUGACAUUGUGGCUCAACAGCCUGACCGAUAAUAAACACGUAUGAAAUCAACCCGUAUAGUUUUUUAAAAGGAGAAGCUGCUUCGCCGUCUUUGGAGGAUUCACAUUUACUUUUGUAAAUACCAACCUUACAGGGCCCAAGGCUGACUCGUGUUUUUAUCCUUCAGCAAAUCAAUCAGCUUCACAUGAAGCGUAGCAAGGAUUGAACUUGUUUUACCAAACAGAGUCUUACUUUCUAGAAUGGGACUGUUUUUUUACAAAGGCCAUAAAAAGCGGCCAAAGUUUACAAGAUAUUGUAUAAAAACUAUAGGUGGUAGAUUUUAGAUACCCUUCUAUGGGUAAUGUACCCCCCUUUUUUAGUAAUAUUGGCUGUGCUUGUUAUUUGUAAAAUACAGGGCAAAGACAUAGUAAAUUUAUAAUAUUUAAACGCUGUUCCCUCUUUAAAAUGAUCAUUCUCCAUCUGUAUGUGUCUUAAGUGAAAAGCACUUAUAAUUGGCGCAAUGACACGGACGGACAAACAGACAAAAGUUAGUUGUUUAGAAAUCCCCGGAGCAGUUUUUCAGUUUUAGUUUCCCUGUUUAGUAUUUUUUAGAUGUUAUUCUCAGACUCAGUUUUUAACUAAAAACUUGUAAAGAAACACUUUUUGUCUUAUCCAAUCACCCGCUUCAUGAAAACUUCAAGUAAAGUUAUUUAUUCCUCUUGUUAGCCUCAAAGGGCUUUAAUAUCGGCACAAAAAAGACCCCCCCCCCCCCCCCCCACUCUCAGAGCCUUUGAUUCACACAUGGGGGUUAAAAAAAGGAAUAAUCUGGAUUUCCUUUUGUAAUUUCCAGAGAUGCAGUCAUGACAAUAGAUGUAUAUUUUUUGAAGAACUUCAUACUUGUGCUGUGUAUCAGCAGCUUUUUUCUCACAGAUUCUGCUGCAUGUCUCCUCUCUUAAGUGCUCCUGACACCCACCUGACCCGAUCUCAGUGGCAGCAUACGCCGGAGCGUUUGUACUUCCCCGCAUGACAGUACGUCUUGACUGACUCCAGACUUCUGUCACCACACAUGCACCUGUGUCGUUUUCCCAGCAUCACCCAGUCACAGGUCUACGUGCGUUGGCUGAUGCCUAGGUGACCAGUUGUCACUUCUUGAUGCAGAAAGUCAGUGGAUGGAAACAAAACAUGUUAGGCGACAGAAUCGUUGGGAUGGAAUGAGCUUUUAUUCCAGAGGUGUUCCAGAUAAGAUAGGUCAGCUGGCCUCUUCCUGUCAGAGACUUCACCAAAUUCACCAAGUGCCAAUAAACGUUAAGCUUAAUGGAGAAAGGUAUACUGACUAUAUAUAAUUGCACUACGCUGCACUGCGCAAAAAGACAUGUUUUUGUACAUGGAUAUUUUAUAUUUACAAAUUUCUACGUGAAAGGGUGUUCUAUUUCUGGGGGGUGGGGGGUACGGUCACAGGCUGAUGGGGUGUCAGGGACAGGGGUCCAGAACCUCUGGGGUUCCCCAUCAUUGUCGCGUGAUCUUAACUGCUAAUGUCUUGCUCUUUGUGUCAGACGUACUAAUCGCAGUGGUGCUGACUGUUUUGGGCGCGCGGUACUGGAAGUGGUACUCAGCAGUAGUCCGUCACUUUGCUUUCCCCUUGGAUGAGUGCCAAGGACUGAAAGCCGUGCCAGCCUUGUCGCAGCAGUGGGAAAACACCGGUUUCAGUACGUAGCCACAAGUUAUCACGAUAACAGAAGAUGCUUUAAAGUGUUUUUUUUUGUUUUUGUCUUUCCAGAGUAUUCACACUUUUCAAACACACACUUCUGUAAAGGCCCAACUUUGUGCUUCCUUCACUUAAAAAGGCUCCUGCUUCUUGACAUGUUCUGCUGAGCUGAGGCAGUACAUUUAUACAAACGGUUAUUAGUGCUGGUUAACACUUUUAAUUCUACUACCUUUGGUUUGGUGGCUGGCUGAGUGUUAAGCCACCCACUAGGUCUCUCCAUUCUCACCAGCAGGGGCUAAGGCAGUGCUUCCCAACCUGGGGUCCAUGACCCCCCCCCCCCCCCCCCCCCAAAAAAGGUUGCAGGAGGUCCCCACAAUUUAGUGUGUGCUGAGGUUGUGAGGUUAUCAAGAUUAUAUUUGUAAAAAUUACAUUCAUAAAUUCUAGAUAGCACACCCAAUAGUACAAUCAAAACUCGUGUAUGAGGCAUAACUCUGUGUCUGGAUACAGUUUGCAAUUAUUCACUUUUAAUUGUGUGCGUGCGGGUCGGAGUUAAGGUUAGGGGGCCCUGGCUUGUCUUGGACACAGGAAAGGGGUUCCUUGUGAAAAAAGGUUGGGAACCACUGGUCUAAGGUAUGGCCUGGCACAGAGUAGGACCCAGUUAAAGCUUCUUCUUGAGUUGGAUCCUCAGGUUCUGUUCUCGUUAGAUUUUUACCUGUAAGUUAAAGGAUGGAGAUGACUGCUAACUAUCAGUGGGUGUGUAGUGGACACGGUGUGCCGCUAUGAUUUAGGCUUUGUGGAUUCAGGACUUUCUUGUACAUAAUGCAGGAUUAAGAGGUCUGUGAGGCUUUUACACGUAUUGUUGUUUUGUUUGUAACUCUGUUAUAUAAAAAGGAAACUUUCUCUUUUUUUUUUUUACAAUAUUGUUGCUCAAAUAUAUUUUCGUUCUUUUUUAAAGGCUAUUGAGAAGCUAUAGCGAACUGAUUCAGUGUAUGUUGUAGCGUAGAGGCAAAGGGGCGAAAAAAAGACAACUUGUUGAAUGUAAAAUUUAUUGAAAAAAUCUUUUUGUUUAUAUUUUUUGUAGUUGCUGGCUAAUCUGUAAUGGUCGGGCCCGUUGAGAAACUGUAGAGCAUCUUUAUUUGGCAUCUGAUUUCUUAGCACCCACAGACAGCUGUCGCCACACUGUUGAUUCGUACAGAAUAACACAACCAUGCAGUAUUGCUUUACUAUCUUUGUGCAAUGACAAUAUACAGCAGAACAAGAACGUUGUUGCUUUUGAGUGACAUCUGGGCUACUUCGCUCCCAUUGUUCGUGUUCAACCCUGCCAAAUGCUCUGAGUGUGUGUAGUACUUUGCCUUGGAUGCUGUUUGUGACUGUGACCGUUGGUCACCUUGGAACUUGUUAGCUAGUGGGAACCCAUUUCCCUGCCCUGCACAUUCCAACAGACAGCAUGCAGUUUAGGGUCUUUUGCUCGUCUCCCUUCCUCCGAUCAACGCGUUAGCCGUUUCCGUGUUCUUGUGUGAUCCAACUUCACUGUGGUUCCACCCAAGCCUUUACCCAGUAUAUUAAGCUAAACUAAACCCUUGAAAUGUGCGCAAAAACUUUCUUUUUUCUUCGAACAUGCUGCUUUCUUGAAUGUUAGUUUUCAUCUGUGUGCGAAACAGCAUCAGCAGUGAGCAAACACAAACCUCCUUCAGAACGAAUGGUUUUGCAUUGCAAUGGCAGCUCUACACCUCUGCUCCUGUGCUUGUAAUGUCUGCCCAGGUGUUUACCCUCGCUGUCACGUCCCAGCUUCGGUGACCAUUUUCUGUACUCUUGUGUUUUCACUGAGGCUCAAACCAACCUCUUGUUUUUAUUUUUCUCCCUAAGACUGAUUGAUUGAGUUUGAACAUGUUUGCAUGUCUAGCGUUGCUUGUUCUUUUCUCUUUUCUUUUUAAAUUCUCAUUUUCUGCGUGUUAGGAGAUACAACACUGAAGGUUUUUAUCUGUUAGAUUUCCUCUCUGUCCAAAAAACUCUAGGGUGAUGUAAAUUGUUUCCCACUUGACAGAGCAGCCGGACUACUCCCUGUGCUUGGUGGGGUCUGGUGGGAAACAUAACAUCAGGACUGGAGUCUGCACUGGAAGCCAAGAUUUCUCCCGUUUGUGGGCUCACAUAGCUUCUGUUCUUUGUUAGUGGGCCCACACACACGGAGGAAGCACUUUCUGAGCAGUGGUGCACUCAAGGAGUAUUUGUGCGAAUGUCAAGCCUUUUGAAAAGAUAGGUGACCAUGUAUGAUGCUUAUAAUGUGAUUUAUGUGAUGUAAUGUGAGUAAAAAAAAUAAACCUGAGUGAAAAAAUA
Molecule: messenger RNA, 6782 nt
Organism: Nothobranchius furzeri (turquoise killifish)
Lineage: Eukaryota; Metazoa; Chordata; Actinopteri; Cyprinodontiformes; Nothobranchiidae
Gene: slc2a4rg
Product: SLC2A4 regulator
Biological process (GO): regulation of transcription by RNA polymerase II
Cellular component (GO): nucleus
Molecular function (GO): RNA polymerase II cis-regulatory region sequence-specific DNA binding; DNA-binding transcription factor activity
Source: RefSeq, a predicted model, not a curated record